Molecule: messenger RNA, 4575 nt
Organism: Schistosoma turkestanicum
Lineage: Eukaryota; Metazoa; Platyhelminthes; Trematoda; Strigeidida; Schistosomatidae
Source: the annotation of a GenBank genome assembly
AUUGAAUGUUGUUGAUUUUCCAGGUUGUUUGUGAAGCUGUGUCUGGAAACCUUUCUUGUAUAAAGGUUGUAUUACAUUUUUAGUUUGUAAAUGCAUGCGUCAUUAGCUGCUAUUGGCAGAGCUUGUACAAUUCAAGAAGAUGAAGAUCCACCGGUUACAUCUUUAGAAAGUUCAUUGGAUAUACAACCAGUUGAUUAUAUUGAGCAUAGUUUACGUUCAUGUACAUCUUCAGUGGAUGAACUAAUCACACAUGCAUUAUCAUUAUGUUAUUCAGUUAAAAUAUUACCAAAUUUUAAUAAACUUGUUUUACAAGGAUAUAGUUGUGAAGAUGAACAGACAGACUCAAUACUUAAUGCAGAAGAAUAUGCAGACAAUCAAAACCUACUAACAUCAACAUUUGAAGAACCAAUCAAUUCAUCAACAAUUACCAAUGCUAAUAUAUCUGUACAUAUUUCUCCUACUACUUCUAAAAAUAAAUCAAAUGAUUUAAAUCAUUUAACUUAUUUGCAUCGUUUCUAUUUAAAACUAUUGAACGUUGUACAUUUCGAUACAUUGAACAAUACUGUGAAAGAGUUCAGUUUAGGUUUACUUGCAUUACUUGCUCAUUCAGAAACUAUUACAAUCAAAGAAAUCAAUUUACUAGAUUGUGUUCUAUCAAAAUUUUCCAUAUCAAGCAAUAAUAUUUAUUCAUUUCAAGCUCUUUAUGAGAAAAAUUCAUCAAAUUUAUUAAAUGAUUAUCAUGAAUUUCUAUUGACAACAUUAUUACAUUUUAAUGAUGAGAGUGGAGAUGAUGAUGAUGAUAAUGAUAAUGAUGAUGAUGAUGAUAAUGCUAAUAAUACUCAUAUUACUAAUUAUACAAUAACACAUUAUGAUCAUUCUUCACAAUUAGGUGAACUUAGAAUUUUAUGCGAAAGUUUAAGACAAUGUUGGACACAGAUGAAACGUUUAGCCAAUGAACAACGAACUAUGCAAUAUCGUUUAAAUCAAAUUAAUGCUUCAAAUAACUGUGAUACAAUUUUAACAAAACUUUUUCUAGAUUCAUAUAAAAUUAAUUCAAUGUAUAGCAAACUGUUAACAUUAGCUAUUAUUAAUUCUGCUCAAUAUUUAAUCUAUUCUGGUGUAUCAUUAUUAGGUUAUAUGGAAUUAUCACGUUUUACACAUGAUGACCUAUGGGAAAUGACACGUGGUAUAGAAGAGUUAAGUAUUUUACGUGAAUAUUUACAUAAAAUAUUUCAAAUAUAUCGUAAUAAACAGUUGCAUAAACUAUUAUGUAACUAUGAGGAUAUAGUUCAUUCUGCUCAAAUUAUAUCACCGAGUGCUAAUACUACUACUACUACUACUACUACUACUAGUGUUAGUAGUACUUCUAAAACAUUAUCACAACUUAUUUCUAAUAACUUAUUAAAUGAUCCUGUAGAUGUUGUCUUCUCAAUAUCUGUUGGAUGUUUAUUUUCUUUAUUCGCUAAACAACGUUCUUUGCGUCUUGCUCAUCUAAUCUAUUUACAUCUGUAUAAAUUUCCAAAACUAUUCUCUAGUGAUCCUGAUGAUGACUAUAAUAAUGUUGAUAACAAUAAUUUGUCGAACAAAAAUUUAAUACAACAAGAAUUUCAAAAAUUCAUUCAAGAAAAUCAUGGUUUAUUGGCUUCAGAUUAUCUUCGAACUGAAUAUGAAUUUAUAUCAAAUUUUUUAGAUAUACUGUCUCAAUCAACUGAUCUACUCUAUCAAGUACAGAAAUUACAACAUGUUUACACAUCAGCUGCUGCCACAGCACAAUUAAGACAAGUUGAGGCUGAACAACUAUUAAAAGCUUACAGUAAUAUUAAUCAUUCAAAGCCUUGUUCUACUACUUCCUCUAUCCCAUCUUCGUCUAUAUCACAUGCUGUAAGUGUUGAAGGUAAACAUGGUGUAUUGGUACGUGCUACUUCAACUAAUCACUCUAAUACAACAGAAACAAAAGAGAUCAUUACUACUAAAGCGCCUCAAAAAACAGAAAUUCGUCAUAGAAAUGACCUGUUAUCGAAUUAUAUUUCUCGUUAUCAGGAUACAUUACAUCGUUCGAGUACAUUGGAUCGAUAUGUGGCUACUGGAUCAGCUGUUUCACCUUAUCCAUCAAUCGGUAAUCAUGUACUUCAAACUGAGUACACCAAACUACAAUCGGAUAAUCAAACAAAUUCAGAUGAUUUUGAUGACAAAAACGACGAAAACGAUUCUUCUGUCUAUGAUAGAACUGAAAGUAGUAGUAUUAUUGAUAAUAAUGAACGUAAACAAAGUAAAUCUAGAGCUGAUUGUAAAAAAGGUGUACAAUGGAGUGAUCAUCGUGAAGUUAGUACACGACAUCAAAUUAUUGGUCGAUAUUUGGAGAUGACAUGGAAGUAUACUGAGAAUACAUUAACAAGUUUAUUCCUAUCCACAUCAAGCACGAAUAGCAAACACGGAAUCGGUAAAAGUAAUAAUAUAGCUAUAAAUGAGUCAAAAUUAUGCAAAUCUACUUUAAUUAUGUCAUCAUUGGAACUUUUAAGAUUGGGAAAUAAUAUGUGUCAGUUGAUAAUCACACCAGAUUUCUUUCCUGCUGGUUUAUUACCAGUGCUUAGAAAACAAGCAUUAAAGUUUAAAGAAUAUGCUAUUUGGCGAAAUUGGUAUGAAGAACAUCAAAUAGCCAACUGUGUUUUGAGACGAAGUGAUGAGAACACAAUUCUUUUCAGUGAUAAAGAUUCCUCAGCGAAUAUAAUUUCCGAUGAUGUAAUUUCUCAUGAAACAUGUGACCAUUUAAAUCAUAAUUCAUUGUAUUCAAUUUAUAAUAUAUAUGCUCAACGAAACACAAACAAUACUUCUGAUACACAGUCAUCAGUUCGUCCUUCAAUCAAUGAUAAAUGUCAUAAUUGUUGCACAUCAAUGAAUUUACAGCAAUUAUGGGGCUCCAAAUCAUUUCUUAUUAUAACAGAUAUAAAUUCAGUCGUUCAAUUAAUUAUAUAUAUGACAAAAUUAUUUAUAAAUGACGAAAAAACUUGGAUGAAUAUUUUAUCAUCGAUACAAAAUGAAAUAAAAGCAUCAGGUUUCUCUUCCAUUGUACAUCAUUUUGAUAUUUCCAUACCGGAUUCAUAUAAAUCUUUAUUGUUAAAAUUAUACAAAGCCUAUGAAUUCACUCGACGUUUAGAUGUCAUAUUCGUUCGCCUAUUUAUCAUGUUAAAAAAAAUGUGUUUUGAUGAAUAUAACAAAUAUAUGAACCAUUGGAAUACUAUUUUACAACAUAUUGAGCAUCAUUAUAUUGAUAUCAAACAAAUUUCAUGCUUUUAUCAACAAUCUACACAAAUUGAAAUAUUAUUUAUUCAUUAUGAAAAUUUCAUUCAAUGUUUCAAUAAUUUAAUCGAAAUUAUUUUCAAUAAUAUCAUGUCUUGUAUUUUAUAUUGGUUUGGUUAUACAAAUCAAUAUGUAACUAAUGAACUAUUGAAAGAAUUGAAACAAUUGUUUCAUCCAACAAAUUCAUAUUUCAUGUCGACUUUAACAUCCGCUGCUGCUACAUUGACACCAUCAGUAAUAACAACAACAACAACAUCUUCAACAUUGAAUAAUAAUUAUAAUAAUUUAGAUGAUCUAGUUGAAAUUAAAACAAAUCUAUUGAAUAUGGAUAGAAAUGUUCUGAUACGAUUAGCACGUUUAAUGGGAACAUUAAGCCAAAUGAAUAAUUGUUUAACAUUGUUCAAUGAAAAUAUCAAGAUAUGGAAAGAAACAUUAAGAAAAACAUUUUCACAUAUAAUAAAUGAACUGAUUCAGAAUUAUAUUUUCAGUCAUCGCAAUGAAAUACACUGUGAUCUUCAAAUUGAAAAUAAUCAUUUAAUACAUCUUUUGACUAUUUUCCUGAAACCAAUUUAUAAAAAAACUGGAAAUUGUUUAAAUUCAUUCACAGAGAAUACAAUUCUAAUUGAUAAUUCAUCAUUGAUAUGUGAAUAUCAUCAUAACAUAUUUAAUCAGAUAAUUAAACCAACAAUGAUAAACUUUUAUACUAUAAUAUCAUCUUUCUUAAAAGAGACAUCGAUUAGUAACGAUCAAUUUAUUCAAAGAUAUCUGAUCAUGCAGUUUCAAGAUCAGAUACCAUUAAACUUAUUGCAAGAAAUCGAUGAAUCGAUUAAAUCUCAUAAUCAAUUGCUUGAAUCUUCAUCAACCAGUUCUCAUGGUACAAUGUUCACUGAACAACAGACAGAUCAUUUUAUUCAACAACAAGAAACUGAAAAAUCAUCUUUCUCAUCGUCACUACUAACCAAUACGAAACAGUCAAAAGAUAAAUUCAAUACUGGAUCUACAGGAGUAGAUUUCAUUCAAUCCACCAUGGUAUUUAUGUCAACUGCCAUGAAAAAUACUAUGAAUAAACAUUUACCAAAGGAACCGAAAGAUAAAAUUGCAUCAUUCGCAGCUGAUGUUUGUUCUAAUCUACGUUUAUCAUUCCGUAAUCAAACAACAGCUAAUCCUAAUACUUGUAGUACAAUCACAUCAUCAUCAUCGUCAUCGACCACUACUGUAACAGUAGCUAAAGCAUCAACUGUGAGUGAUAAACAUGAAUACUCUGCGGACAAUCAAUAA